Molecule: messenger RNA, 1718 nt
Organism: Lonchura striata (white-rumped munia)
Lineage: Eukaryota; Metazoa; Chordata; Aves; Passeriformes; Estrildidae
Source: RefSeq, a predicted model, not a curated record
UUUUUUGUUUGUUUUGGUUUUGGACAGGGAUAUUUGGAGGGAGGUAUUUGGGGUUUCUUAACCUGUAUGGUCUGCCUUGGCUUGUUCAGUGUUCAUUAAACAAGUUCUGUAAUGGAAAACAUCUAUAAAACCUUAUCACUGAAUCAAGCAGGGGGUCCUACUGAAAAACAGAGCAUGAUUUGUUGUAUAAAGUAUCUGUAAAUAUACAUAAUAUCAGGGCAUCUUUACUUUGGGAAUGACCUAAAAAUGGCAUCUUUCCACUCACUGGAUUUGCAGGGAUCUGUUAUCUAUUGAGUUACUGCCACUUUUUACUUUUGUUUUGCAGGAGAAGCUGAAUGAAAAAUUGCAGGGGAUGAGAAGGAUCCUGGGCUUUUUGUCUUUUCCCCUAAAAGUAGGCAUGCUCUGAUCUAGAAUUAGUCUCACAAGAUGCAUGUAUGAAACUACUGCAGAACUUUUUUUUGCCAGCAGUGGGAGGAACCUUGCUUGAGACUUUGUGGAAAUAAUAGUUUAAAAACUCCUUCAGAUUAAAUUGUCACAUUUGAUACAACAGUCUGGAAACCAUGAACCAUGAACAUUCCUAUGCCAUUUUUAGUCAUUGUCAGAGAUAAGAUAGAGUAUAAUGCAGAACUCUUAUGAACCAGCUUUUGAAGUAACUGGUUUUAUUCUGUCUUCAUACUACUGAAAUAUUUCAGUGUGUUAGUGAGUGUUGACAUUUACUGCUGCUUCUGAGCAGGAAGUCCAGUCUGCUGACAUAAUUAAUGAAAAAGGGAAUCCCCAAAAGGAGAACAGUGCAUGAAAGAGGCUGGAGAUCUUUACAGUUUUUUGAAGGGAGGUGCAGGCAAGCCAGCGCUCUGUGGCCAUAAUUGCUGAGAUGAUCCAUACAGCCAGUCUAGUUCAUGAUGAUGUUAUUGAUGAUGCAAAUUCUCGCAGAGGAAAAAGGACACUUAAUCAAAUCUGGGGGGAGAGGAAAGCUGUUCUAGCUGGCGACUUCAUCCUCUCAGCUGCUUCUGUAGCUUUAGCACGAAUUGGAAAUACCACUAUCGUCUCUGUUCUAACUCAGGUGAUUGAAGAUCUGGUGCGUGGUGAAUUCCUCCAGCUGGGUUCCAAGGAAAACGAGAAUGAGAGAUUUGCUCACUACCUCGAGAAGACUUUUAAGAAGACAGCGAGUCUGAUAGCAAACAGUUGUAAAGCAGUUUCAAUUUUAGGCUGCCCUGAUCCAAAAGUUCAUGAGAUUGCAUACCAGUAUGGAAAAAACGUUGGCAUAGCUUUUCAGUUGAUAGAUGAUGUGCUGGAUUUUACAUCGUGUGCUGACCAUCUGGGGAAACCAACAGCAGCAGAUCUCAAGCUUGGAUUAGCCACAGGCCCUGUCUUAUUUGCUUGUCGACAGUUUCCAGAAAUGAAUGCUAUGAUAAUGAGGAGAUUCAGUAAGCCAGGAGAUGUUGAACGUGCAUGGAAAUACGUGUUGCAGAGUGAUGGUGUGCAGCAAACGACCUACCUCGCCCAGCGCUACUGCCACGCCGCCACGCGCGAGAUCCGCAAGCUGCGGCCGUCCCCCGAGAGAGAGGCCCUGGUGCACCUGACAGAAAUGGUUCUCAUGCGAGACAAGUGAGAGACCACCUUCCACUCAUUCUGGCAGCUACUUUACCAGACUGUGCCUAAAUUUAUUUCAAAAGUUAUUUGCUUCCAACACAAGCUACCAAAAAUUAUUUUUUUAAAAA